Penicillium argentinense is the source of this 2010-nucleotide messenger RNA. RefSeq names its product Zn(II)2Cys6 transcription factor. Gene Ontology annotation, cellular component: nucleus. Gene Ontology annotation, molecular function: DNA-binding transcription factor activity, RNA polymerase II-specific; DNA binding; zinc ion binding. The transcript is spliced from 7 exons. Gene Ontology annotation, biological process: regulation of DNA-templated transcription; DNA-templated transcription. The coding region runs from base 1 to 2010 and encodes 669 amino acids. NCBI's taxonomy places the organism in Eukaryota, Fungi, Ascomycota, Eurotiomycetes, Eurotiales, Aspergillaceae. The record is from RefSeq and is a predicted model, not a curated record.
AUGAAGCGCACUUCACGGGCUUGCAUUCGAUGCAGGAAUCACAAAGCCAAAUGUGUACUAGCGGGUUCGGGUCAUGUCCUUGGCCCCCCAUGCCAAAAAUGUGUCCACGCCGGUGUCGAAUGCGUCCUUGCAACAUCCAACCGCGGCGGAUAUCGGCGACGCAAAAGUGAUGAUCCGCUGGCAUGCAGUGUGUCGACGGAAUGGCAAUACUCAACCCCAGAAGAUCCGGAGGAGGCGCAGGAAGCGACGCCCGCUUCAAUUAGUGCCACUCAUCGGAACGCUCAUGAUCUGUCCGAAAUUCGUGACUCAGUUCAAUCUGCCGGUGUUAUUGAAAAUACCUUCGCGUCGACGGACUUGCACAAUACCUCAGACGCUCUAAAAAUAUUGAGUCAAAUCGCUGGCAGUGCCUCAACAAACACCACGGCCUAUACUGAACCUUCGCGUCUUCCCUCUAUGGCUCAAUGUAGUGCAAAUCAGGCUACGGUCCCCGAGACUGGCCUGCUUGAGUACCAUCUCGUCAACGCUGGUGUCUUGACACCAUCCCAGGUUCUCAAUCUUGUUGAACGCUUUGCCACCAUAUAUCACCCAUUCUACCCCAUUGCGCCAGAGAAAUCCUUGAAUCGCGCAUUUAUUUCCGAAACAGCGCGAGGGGAGCCAUAUCUGCUAACUGCAAUAUGCAUGAUUGGAGCCAAGGAUAUGGCCAAUGGAGAGCAUAUUUUGGAGACUUGUGCUCAAUACAUGCGUUCCCUAAUAACAGAGAUUGUAGCUGGGAAGAAAUGCGGGGUGGACGCAGUUGAAGCUUUGUUGUUGCUCGCAGAGUGGGAACCUCAAUGCUCAUUGCCCGAAUCCGCCAACUUGGGUUAUGGACAAGAAGACAUGGCAGCGUGGAUGCAUAUCGGUCUUGCUGUCCGGCUAGCAUAUUCCAAAAGGCUAGAUCGAACUCAGUUCUAUGAUGUUUCGAGGAAUGGAGGCGCGAAUGCCUCUCGGGAGCGCCUAGCAAUAGGCCGGCCGUUUGCGUGUCGUGGCCUGGAGCCUAGUAUUGUUUAUGGCCGUUAUGGCUUUCCAACUGUGGAGUCCCAACAGUUGGUAGAGGAGAAUUUCUCCAGUGUCUUCCAGGCGAGGUUGGAAUUAACACAGAUCUUUACUAAUGUACACGAGGUCCUUUACUGCAACAUGGGUGCCGGCGCACAGAUGAUGCUUGUGGGGAGCUAUGCCGCCUACUUGGAUGACUUUCGAGGAGCAAUUGCAGCAUGGAACUGUGUCUGGGGUUCUUUGACAUGUUCUCAAAACAUAAAGAUAUUGCUCCAAUUGUCGUAUGAGUAUUUGAGAUUAUACGCCAACGCAUUCGCCUUCCAAGCAGCUGCCCUUCGCACAAUAUCACCAAAUCUCCCCGGUAUGGAAAAUGGGCACACCUACAACGAAAGCCCCGGAUCACUCCCCGAAGCCCGCUUCAUGUAUGAGUCUAUAGAUGCUGCGAAGGCGCUAUUGACUAUUGUCAACAACUAUAUUCCGUCAGCUGAAAGCUUGAACCGGUUUCCCAUCCGUUUUCUUUUGUAUUGCGUCAAUGCUGCUGUCUUCUUAUAUAAGAUAUGGACUCUGAAUGCUAUCUCCUACCCCGAGCGUGCCAGUGUUCGACGACUUAUUGGUGACACAAUCAGUUCCUUGCGCAAGGGGACAACGGAAUCCUCAGAACUUGGGGCAAGAUACGCUAAUCUGCUCGAAGUCUUAUGGAAGCGAGCGGAUCGACCGUCUGUCACGGAUGACGCAAAUUCAACAUUUGAUGACCAAGCACGACCUCUUCCUCAUUUUCAAACCCGUUCUCCGUAUCUCCAAGACGGCUUUUCGUGGCUAGAUUUAGAAGCAAUCGGUGAAUUUGUCUUGGGCGGUACCGUUUCAAAUGAUAUUGACUUGACUAAUAUGCGACGCUCGAUGGACACCUCGUUUUGUGAAGGAAUUGAUUGGAGUGACACACAAUUUCUUGCCAGCAAUGAGUUUUCUCGAAUCUUCUGA